UCCCGGAGCGUGGAACGAGCACGCUGCACGCCGGGCAGUAGUAAUACCUAUACACAACACACGUACUUGUGUCUUUAUACCGCUGUGCUGCUGCUGGUCGUCUCUGCACGAGAGCAGCGUCGGUGGGUGUAAAAUGGCGGACGGUGACAUUGAUCUCUACGCUGACGAUCUAGAACAGGACUUUGCGCAGGUGCAAGGUGAAUUUACCGGCGACGGCGUCGAUCUCUACGAUGAUGUGAUUGCUGCGGCACCUGGCAAUAAUGAGCGAGGUACCUCGGAGAGCAGUGAACGGGGUGAUAGGGACAGGGAAACCUCGAAUGAAGAAACCAAUGGUAAUGCACCUUACCAUCAACUUGGAAAUAAUAUUCAGCCAAACCAGAUUGGCAGAAGACACCAGCUUUACGUUGGAAAUUUAACUUGGUGGACAAGUGAUCAGGAUAUAGCAGAUGCAGUUGCUAAUAUAGGAGUACCAGACUUCAUUGAAGUCAAGUUUUUUGAAAACCGUGCCAAUGGCAGAUCGAAAGGUUUUUGUGUGAUUUCGCUGGGUUCGGAGCAGAGCAUGCGAAUGUGCAUGGAAAGAUUACCCAAGAAAGAACUUCAUGGACAACACCCUCAAGUCACAUACCCCAGUAAACAGGCCCUAAAUCAGUUUGAGUCGCAAUGCAAAUCUCGGCCAACUUCAUCACCUCAACAGAGUCAAAAUCAGCGGCCUCACAAUUCUCACCAACAUCAACAGUCGAUGCCGCCGCAUCAGCAUCCUCCACAUUCUCAACAUCCGCCGCAUUCGCAACAAAAUCACGGCCCGAGAAUGAUGAUGGGGCCCCCUCAGGGACAAAUGCGGCCUGGCCAGAGACUUCCUCCUGGCGGAGGACCACCUGGCAUGGGACCAGGACCUGGUGGCCCACCUCAGCAGGGGCCGCCACGUAUGCACGGCUCGCCUAUGGGUCCAGGCCCUGGCUCCCAUCAUCCACUCCAAGGACAUCCAAAUCAGGGUCCUCCUCCCCCUGGCUAUGGUCAGCAAGGCCCCUGGAAUGGACCCAGACCCAACGGGCCACCAGGGCCGCCUCGAGGACCUGCUGGACCUGGGGGACCUCCACCACCACAGCAAGGUCCUCCCGGACCUGGUCCAGGCCAAGGCCGACCACCUGGCAUGCAGUACGGUCCUCACGGAGGACCACCUGGUCCACCAGGUCAGAGUAUACCUCGUGGACCUCCAGGACACCCCGGCGGACCGCCGGGCGGUGAUCCAAGAGCAGCACCACCGCGUCCGGAAUGGAAUCGACCACCAGGCCCUGGAGGACCACCGCCGGGUCACGGAGGUCCUCCGCAAGGACCGCCUCAGGGACCUCCUGGCGGACCAGCUCCUCACGUGAACCCCGCAUUCUUUCCACAAGGUCCCCCGCACCAGCAUCCGGGACAGCAUCCAGGUGGACCACCACCAGGACCACCGGGACCACCUCAUGGACCACCUCACGGCCCUCAUGGUCCACCUCACGGACCCCCUCACGGACAGCCUCAUGGGCCACCACAUGGGCCGCCUCAUGCUCCUCCUCAUGCUUACGGGCCACCAGCCGCACAGCCACCAUACGGUGCACCAGGACCUGAUCAUCGCGCUGACGGGCCACCACCGCCACUAUCUGAACAAGAAAUUGAAGAGAUAAUGGGCCGCAAUAGAAAAGUGUCUUCUUCAGCCAUCGCCCGCGCCGUAUCGGAUGCAGCGGCAGGAGAGUACGCGAGCGCCAUUGAGACCUUGGUGACUGCGAUAUCGCUUAUCAAACAGUCCAAAGUAGCGGCCGACGAUCGCUGCAAAAUCCUGAUAAGUUCGCUUCAAGACACCCUUAGGGGCGUCGAGACCAAGAGUUAUGGUUCUGCGCGCAGAGAACGAUCCCGAUCUCGUGACAGAGAUCGCAGCCACAGAAGGCGACGUGAGCGAUCAAGAAGUCGUGAUCGCGAGUACCGCGAAAGAAGUCGUGAGCGCGAUCGUGAACGCGACAGGGACCGUGACCGCGAACGCGACCGUGAUCGUGACCGUGAGCGUGAACGCUACUACAGCGAGCCCUAUGCAAGAGAAAGAUCACGCAGCAGAGAACGCGACAGGGAACGUGAUCGGGAGUACAGGGAGAGAAGCAGAGAAGAGAGUACAACACGUCAGUCCACCAGGCCAAGAGUAAAGGAAGAGCCGCCCGAAGCGGCACCUGUCUCAUCUUCCAAGACAUCUAGGUAUUAUGAUGAACGCUACAAAGAACGUGAACGCGAGAGAGAACGAGAUGGAACGAGUCGAAGACCAGCGGAACGUGAGCGAGAACCAGAGCGCGAGCGAGAACGUGAGAGGGAUCGUCGCGAUGAAAGGGCCGACUCGUCUCAUCGCUCCAGACACUGAACAUCGCCUGCUGCCGACCAACCACUAUCGUCAGCGGCUUCAGCAGCAGACAGCUCAUCCCAGCCCAACUGCGAGGCAUGAUGAAACUAACAGCAGAUUUACUCUCAGACACAUUGACAAUUAAAAUAUGAGAAAACAAUGAAUUAAAAAAUGAUGACGGAAAGCUCUCAGCAAGUGACUUUCGAUGUACUCCAAACAAUUAAAGAUUAUUAUACAACAACCAAAGGAAGGAAUAACGUAUGAUUAUUUAUUCAGUAUAUCUAGGACGAGAAUAAUAUUGAAAGGAAGUAAGGACAAAUGCGAGAUAUUCAUUAUUAAAUUUAACAUUGGCAUGUUUGCCGAAUUUUAAAACCCAUUCAGUAGAGUUCUUUUUUCGGUUAAGAGAGAAGGAAAUACAAUUAAAUGAUAAAAUUAAUUCUGGACAUGAUUUAAUAAUGACCUUCGCCUAUUCACUUAACUAGAAUGUCUCUGCAACGGCAGUGGGUGAGUAUGCGAGUGUUUAUUUUAUAGUCUCCUUAUUUGUACCAAUAACUAUAUGCAUUAUUAAUAUACCUAUGUGUAUAUAUACAUCUAUAAAUACACAUUAAAAGUGCGAUUGUUGUGCCAUCGAAUCAGAGAUUUUCAAUUGGUUUACUUAAACAAAAGAAAAUAAUGUAUUUUCACGUUUUUAGAUCUAGUACAUUUUAUCAAGUAGUAGCGUGUGAGCGAAUUUCUGAUGUGAUGGCACCAUAUUUUUAGUAGUAAGUAGUAAAGAAUAUGAGAUUGGAUUAUAAAGAAGUCUUACUGAAAUCUCAUAUUUCUUCAUUAUGAUACAUACCAUCUUACAAGUUAAUUUUUACACAUAUAAAUUGAAAACAACUUAUCGCUUAGUAUAGAUGCAAUUUAAAAUGCCUGCCUUUUAAAAUUUUUCAUUUUUUUCUUCACUUCUUUUUAGAAUGAAACAUGAAAUGUAUAGGAUUGCCUAUCGAGUUCCUAAGACACAUUUUAACUCUCCAAAAAGAGCAAUAAUGCAACUUUUCGAGACCGAAGUUUUUUCAAUAAAUUUUAAAAUGCAUUAAAAUGCCAAACGAAUUCACAGAAGCGUUAGUGCGUGCAGUUUAUUGCGGUAGAUUGUAUCCGUUUUGAAAUAGUUUUAUUGAGCCUAUAAUAAAAGAUAAUGUGCAAAGUGUGAUAAUAUUACAACGUUUGAUCCUGUAUAUACCAACAUGCUAUGGACUGUAUAGCAAGUUUUUCACAGUUGCUUCUCUAUUAUCCUCUUGCCAAUCCGAAUAACAGACAAAAUACUGUACGAAAAUAUUCUGUAACAUAAAAGUACGAGAAAUUUGACGUUAAGAUGAAAAGUUGACAUGCCGUUGCACUACACUUGUUUGUGCUAUUUAAUCCAUCCAAAAUAGUGUACAAUAUUUGUAAUGUAGAAAGCACCCAUGUAAGAAAUGGAAAAUUUAUUUCAUUAUUCGUUCUUCUGAAACGCUAAACGAAGCUUGCAAUCGAAAUAAGUUUUCUGAACAUUCGAUGACAUUGUCAAUUACUUGCACAACGCGGGAACAAUAAUUGUGCAUUCAUUCGUUUUCAUAGUUUUUGUAGAACUGUCUACAUCGAAACCAAAAAAAAAAUUGAUUGAUAAUAAUUUAAGUAUCAUCUAUUGCUUUGGUACAUUUGGCUGAUGUGUAAAUUUUAGGGGAUUAUGGCAUCUUCAAAAAUAUUCUGUCACUUCCGUUCUAAUCUGAUUCACUAACGUACGUAUAAUGAAAGUUUGACAUUUUUUGCGAGUUCGACUUUUAAGUGACUCCUAAAUAUAAACGUGCGACAUGCGAAAAUAAAGCUUAAAAAUGUUAACUUUUCAUUACAUGUAUUCAAUCAAUUAAUAUUACACAUUUAAGGCGUACAACUCCCUAUGAUAACUAUUUUGACUUACUUAAUUUUUAUUUAACUGAGUUUAGGAUAAAUAUUGCUGUAAAAAAUGAACUUCUAUGAAGGGCUAAGUUUUCAAAUCCAAGACUGUAAUCCUUUUUAAUAACUUUGCGUUUAGAUGGCCUGUUUCUUAAUUUGCGAUAAACCGAUGUAAUAAAGGUUUUGUUAUUUUAAACCUGAAA
Nasonia vitripennis (jewel wasp) is the source of this 4473-nucleotide messenger RNA. RefSeq names its product cleavage and polyadenylation specificity factor subunit CG7185 (gene Cpsf6). Gene Ontology annotation, biological process: mRNA alternative polyadenylation. The coding region runs from base 134 to 2380 and encodes 748 amino acids. The transcript is spliced from 10 exons. Gene Ontology annotation, cellular component: mRNA cleavage and polyadenylation specificity factor complex. NCBI's taxonomy places the organism in Eukaryota, Metazoa, Arthropoda, Insecta, Hymenoptera, Pteromalidae. Gene Ontology annotation, molecular function: mRNA binding. The record is from RefSeq and is a predicted model, not a curated record.